AUGUCAUUCCAGCGUGUUGUCUUCCCAUACUACCCCCGCCUGGGACGCUACAACCUUAAUUUCUACGAUGCAGAGCGGGCGUGCCACGAUCAGGAUGCUAUCGUGGCAUCUUUUGACCAACUGUAUGACACAUGGCGUGGAGGGAUGGACUGGUGCAAUGCUGGCUGGCUGUCUGAUGGCACAGUCCAGUAUCCCAUCAACACCCCCAGAGAACCCUGUGGUGGCAAGAACACAGUGCCAGGCAUUCGGAACUAUGGGUUGAGAGACAAGGACAAGAACCACUAUGAUGUUUUCUGCUUUACCUCCCACUACAAAGGUCGUUUCUACUACCUGAUCCAACCCUUUAAGCUGACCUAUGAUGAGGCAGUCAGGGCAUGCCAAAAAGAUGGUGCUCAAAUUGCCAAGGUUGGCCAGAUGUAUGCUGCCUGGAAGCUGCUGGGCUAUGACCGCUGUGAUGCAGGCUGGUUGGAGGAUGGCAGUGUCCGUUACCCCAUCUCCCACCCACGCCGGCGCUGCAGUCCCACUGAAGCUGCUGUUAGGUUCAGUGGCUUCCCUGACAAGAAGCAUAAGCUGUAUGGAGUGUAUUGUUUCAAGGGCCACAACUGAGCCACAACACACAUCCAGCAAACAAUUACAUACACUAACAUGCAUCAACACAUACAAUAAUGAGCAUAAUAAUUGAGAGAAAGAAAACAGAGAAAAAAGCACAUUCAAACUGUGAUAGUUUUUUUUUUUUUAAUGGAAACCUUAAGAUGUUUUAUCCAGACCGAUUCAUGUUGUGCUUUGUAAACUGGGACCUUAUAUUCUACAAGGGAUAGUUUACGCAUAUUUAAGGUUUAUAUUAUUUAAUCAAUGCCCUUCAGAGAGGUGGGCACAUUGUUGUGGGGAUUAGAUAACCUACGGCUACAGACAUACUGUCAUUUACAAAUGGACUAGGCUCGUCAAAGUCUGAAAGUCUGAAACGUAACUAAUCCAAUCUCUGCUGUUCAAUGUUAACAAGGUGCUAAGACAGGUACUUUGUAAAUCAUCCUACCACCCAGUGUUUUAUUUUUUUUUAUACAAACGUGAUGAACCAAACACUAGUCUCAUCACCAAAAUGAAAAAGAAAUCAUUUAACUGUUAGCAUUGUUUAUGUUUUCUAAGUAUGUAGAAUGUGAUAAUCUAGAAAUGUAUUUCUGUUAAUGACUAUUUUUUGAUAUACUGUAGAAAUAUUUAGAAUAUAAUUUUUAUCUUUCUGGUCAAACUAUCCAAGUCUAUUGGGUUUACAUGAAGCAUACAAUAACGGUGGUAAAAACACCACAAAAAAUGAUUUUGCACUGAAUUUACCGAAUAUGAUGCAUAGAGGAGAGAAGACAAGGCAAACAGCAGUUUGCUCUUUGCAGCAAUACAGAAUGCCUGGCAUGAAAAAAUGCUUUGCAGUGCUAGAGUACGUUUUGUUCUUCAGAGCAUGCCUUGACUUCAACAGCAAAAUCGCUAUUAGAGUAUAGCUACUCUUGCUAUCUAUUUAGCGCCUUAUAGACUGCUAUUUUUGAUACAAAUGCCAUAGAUUCUUCUAGCUUAUUACCAGAGCCAGGCUUUGCCCUGCUUGUGACUGAUGUUGCUCAUUAGCCCAGCAAUCCCAGUGCAACUUGAGAGGACAAUCAAAAAAAUCCUGUUAUUCAGUUGUGGGUUUGACCUUCAGCAUGUGUUUGUAAUAUCAUAAAAAUCUGCUUUCUGCAUACAGUGUUGCUUGACCUUUAAAUCACAUUUUUCUACUGCAUUCCUCUCCUAUGAUGGUGCUAGGCUGCUGUUAACUAGAAUUGUAGCUAGAAUUGGAAAAUUUAGAUUUAAAUCCAGGUUAUGCUCAGGUUUAUGUUUGAUCUGUUUUAGUCAACAAAAAAGCAAAACAAUAAAAAGAAAUAAAUAUUAGUUAUGUCACAAAAUCAAAGAUUUAGUUGUUUGUACCACUGAAAUUGCAAAGUUCUUUGUGCCAAAUACAAAGAAAAAAGCAAAAUAGUGACUGUUAGUAUGCUAACAGACACACAUGGCCAAUGACUACUACUCACACUGUGGAUUGUCAGCCUAAACAAGACUUGCAAACUCUUUGGACCCAAAAAUCUACCCUCUCUUUAACAAGUCAUAUAGUAUUGAUGCUUU
Pundamilia nyererei is the source of this 2136-nucleotide messenger RNA. RefSeq names its product hyaluronan and proteoglycan link protein 1-like. Gene Ontology annotation, biological process: skeletal system development; positive regulation of neuroblast proliferation; central nervous system development. The coding region runs from base 1 to 606 and encodes 201 amino acids. Gene Ontology annotation, cellular component: synapse; perineuronal net. Gene Ontology annotation, molecular function: hyaluronic acid binding. Lineage: Eukaryota; Metazoa; Chordata; Actinopteri; Cichliformes; Cichlidae. The record is from RefSeq and is a predicted model, not a curated record. The transcript has 3 exons.